AUGAUGAGCGAAGAACAGUUCAACAAGCUGCUCGAACGGCUGACUGGCAAGGGAGGAGGAGCGUCGGUGGAAGAGAGAAGAACUCAGAAGAUAGACUGGAUCACGACACGACUGACGAGAUUCGAGUAUGACCCGGAGAAUGGGAUCACCUUCAGUCACUGGUACGAGCGGUACGGAGAGAUGCUGACGGAAGAAGGUGCGGAUCUGAACGAGGCGACUCGACGACGACUUCUCUUUGGCGCUCUGGGCGAGAUGGAGUACAACCGGUUCGCUAAUCGUGUGCUGCCGAAGAAGGUGAACGAGCUAUCUUGGAACGAAACCGUCAAAGCGCUGAAGACGUGUUUCGCUGCCACGAAGGCAGUGUUCCAAGAACGUUUCGAGUUCUUGCGAAUGUCGUAUUCGACAACUUCGAGGUCAUCGCUCGAAGAGGUGUGACAGGUGCGGCUGGAGGCACAAUCGAGGGAGUUGUUCCGCUAAGAACGCUAGGUGUUUCGGGUGCAACGAAAAAGGACAUUGUGUCAGAUUCUGUCCGAAUUCGAGGGAAGCGAGCGGUCAAGCUUUGGUCGUGGGAUCGGUGCACGCGAGUAAGGAAUCGGUGAAGAUUCGGGAGAUGGUGAAGAUCAAGACCGUGCCUAUCGAGAUGAUGGUGGACACGGGCUCCGAUGUCACGAUGCUGAGCGUCAGCGACUGGGAGAAGAUCGGGAAGCCACGACUGAAAGUAGCGAGAGAAAAGAUCCUCACGGUCGACAAGAAGCCGAUGAAGAUUAUGGGAAGUUUCGAGUGCAACUUCAAAUGGAGAGAUCGAGAGCCCAAAAGACGGUAUGUGUCGCACGGCGAUCAUUCGCGUCGGCCCCAAAGGCGGAGGAAGCAAGUGCAAGCUAAUCAGAAGAGCAAAUUUGUUCCCAUUAGAAAUCCACUAUAUCAUCAUCGGAUGCUCGGAGAGCAGGCACUCCACGCGAGUGGAUACCACAGGCGUGCGAUCUUUCCACUUCGUCGUCCUCUCCCUGCCUUCUGCGCGCUGCUGCUGCUUGCAGUAUGGUUCUAUUCUCUUCUCCAGGCUUCUCAGAGUCCUCGCCUAUUAG
Molecule: messenger RNA, 1082 nt
Organism: Caenorhabditis sp. 36 PRJEB53466
Lineage: Eukaryota; Metazoa; Nematoda; Chromadorea; Rhabditida; Rhabditidae
Source: the annotation of a GenBank genome assembly